Molecule: messenger RNA, 2248 nt
Organism: Notolabrus celidotus (New Zealand spotty)
Lineage: Eukaryota; Metazoa; Chordata; Actinopteri; Labriformes; Labridae
Gene: nelfcd
Product: negative elongation factor complex member C/D
Exons: 15
Coding region: 193-1929 (578 amino acids)
Biological process (GO): negative regulation of transcription elongation by RNA polymerase II
Cellular component (GO): NELF complex; nucleus
Molecular function (GO): RNA binding
Source: RefSeq, a predicted model, not a curated record
CAAAGGGGGCGUGGUCUUCAGGUCACAGUCUCGCCAUUUUCCGCUUGUUGUUGGUAGCCUGCUAGCUAAAUAAGCUAGCUACUUGCAGCAUCUUCAGCACAGCAUCACUUGUGUUACAAUAAGUCACGUUAAGAUACAAAACUCGCCCGUGGGUCACUGAAGCAAACCAAACGACAGUUAUAUCCCGUCAUCAUGGACGAGGAGUAUUACAGUGGCGGGGGAGACUGGGAAGGGCCGGACGGUAACUUGGAGGAUUAUGUUGAAGGGGAAAAUGAUGGAAAAAUCCAGGAAGACUGUUUGACAAAAUUCUCCAGCAGGGAUUACAUCAUGGAGCCAGCCAUCUUCAACACCCUGAAAACGUAUUUCCAGGCAGGUGGCUCUCCUGAACAUGUCAUCCAGCUCCUCUCAGAAAACUACUCAGCUGUUGCUCAGACUGUCAAUCUGCUGGCAGAGUGGCUCAUCCAGAUGGGUGUAGAGCCGGCUCAAGUCCAGGAAAGAGUAGAAAAUCACCUCAAGAGUCUCCUCAUAAAGCACUUUGACCCUCAGAAAGCAGACUCUAUUUUCACAGUGGAGGGAGAGACUCCUGCUUGGCUCGAACAGAUGAUAGCACACACCACAUGGAGAGACCUUUUCUAUAAGCUGGCAGAGGCUCACCCAGACUGCUUGAUGCUUAACUUCACUGUAAAGCUCAUUUCAGACGCAGGUUAUCAGGGUGAGAUCACCAGUGUGUCCACAGCGUGUCAGCAGCUGGAGGUUUUCUCGAGGGUGCUGAGGACGUCUUUGGCCACGCUGCUGGAUGGAGGAGAAGAAAACCUGGAGAAGAACCUGCCAGAAUUUGCUAAGAUGGUGUGUCACGGCGAGCACACAUACCUUUUUGCUCAGGCGAUGAUGUCAAUCCUUGCUCAGGAAGAACAGGGCGGUUCAGCUGUUCGGAGGAUUGGCCAGGAGGUGCAGAAGUCAGCGCAUCAAAGAGGUCAUGAUGCCAGUCAGAUAACCCUGGCGCUAGGCACAGCAGCAGCCUACCCCCGAGCCUGUCAGGCGCUGGGCGCCAUGUUGUCCAAAGGAGCGCUGAAUCCUGCGGAUAUCACCGUUCUGUUCAAGAUGUUCAGCAGCAUGGACCCACCUCCUGUGGAGCUGAUCCGAGUGCCUGCUUUCUUGGACCUCUUCAUGCAGUCGCUGUUUAAGCCGGGCUCAAAGAUCAACCAAGACCAUAAACACAAAUACAUCCACAUCCUGGCCUACGCUGCCAGUGUGGUCGAGACGUGGAAAAAGAACAAGAGAGUCAACAUCAAUAAAGAUGAGCUGAAGUCGACCUCCAAGGCCAUCGAGACUGUUCACAAUCUCUGCUGCAACGAGAAUAAAGGAGCCACAGAGCUGGUUGCUGAGCUUGGUACUUUGUAUCAGUGCAUCCGGUUUCCAGUUGUUGCUAUGGGAGUCUUGAAAUGGGUGGACUGGACCGUGUCUGAGCCGCGCUACUUCCAGCUGCAGACAGACCACACUCCUGUACAUUUAGCUCUGCUGGAUGAGAUCUGUACGUGUCACCAGCUGCUGCACCCACAGGUCCUCCAGCUGCUCAUCAAGCUGUUUGAGACGGAGCACUCUCAGCUGGAUGUCAUGGAGCAGCUGGAGCUGAAGAAGACUCUGCUUGAUCGGAUGGUUCAUCUGCUGAGUCGUGGCUACGUGCUGCCAGUUGUUGGUUACAUCCGGAAGUGUCUGGAGAAACUCAACACAGACAUCUCCCUCAUCAGAUAUUUUGUCACAGAGGUUCUGGAUGUGAUUGCACCCCCUUACACAUCAGACUUCGUUCAGCUCUUCCUGCCCAUCCUGGAGAAUGACAGCAUCGCAGGAACAAUCCGCACAGAGGGAGAACACGACCCUGUUGCAGAGUUCAUUGCUCAUUGCAAGUCAAACUUCAUCAUGAUCAACUGAAGUGGAUGGCUAUGAAAUGUUCAUGGUGCAGACGGUACCUGAAACACCUGAGACAGACAGCAGAUCUGUAAUCUCCACGGUAACCUCAUGCUCUUGCAUCAGGAUGGAGAACAUACCUUGAAGACUGUCUCUUCGGUUUAACAGAGUGAACAAUCGGUAUCAAGGAAAAGCAAACGUCGGUGAGCUGAUGGCAGAAUACAGUCACAAGGAGACUGGAGCCUAUCAACAUGCAGCUAAAUGUUUUUUUUUUAACCUGUAUAUUUGAUUUUCUAUGUUUAAUGUUGGUUUAAGCGGUUUUAAAAUAAAUGCCUCAAUGUGG